AUGAGGGUCAUUUUAUCAGCUGGUUGUGUUGUGGUUGCCAUCUUAUGUGUUUUUCUUUUGAGUGGUUUGGUUGUGGCGGAUGAUGAUGCUAAGGUGGUUAAGGAUGAUAAGCACUUAUUUCCUCAUCCCCACCCACGUUUUUUUAAGGGAGGAGGUCUUGGGCAUGGGAUUUACAGGAAGGGGUUUAGGCAUGGAAGGUUUGGUGGAGGCAUUGGCGGUGGGGGUGGUCUUGGUGGAGGCAUUGGCGGUGGGGGUGGUCUUGGCGGAGGUGGAGGUCUAGGAGGUGGUGGUGGGCUUGGAGGUGGCGGAGGUGCAGGUGGUGGGUUAGGAGGUGGUGGUGGUCUAGGUGGGGGUGCAGGCGGUGGGUUAGGAGGUGGUGGUGGUCUAGGUGGAGGUGCAGGAGGUGGUGGUGGUGCUGGGGGUGGCUUAGGAGGAGGAGCUGGAGGUGGUUUAGGUGGAGGAGCUGGUGGGGGUUUAGGAGGAGGAGCUGGUGGGGGUUUAGGAGGAGGAGCUGGUGGAGGUUUAGGAGGAGGAGCUGGUGGUGGUGGACUUGGUGGCGGUGGUGGAGCUGGAGCAGGUGGUGGGUUUGGUGCUGGUGGCGGAGCCGGUGGAGGUGGUGGUCUUGGUGGAGGUGCUGGAGGAGGUGGUGGGCUUGGUGGUGGUGGUGGAGUGGGUGGUGGUGCAGGUGGAGGCUUUGGUGGAGGUGCAGGUGGUGGUGUUGGUGGGGGAGGAGGUCUUGGAGGAGGUGCUGGAGGUGGAGGUGGGUUCGGGGGUGGUGGUGGGGUAGGCAGUGGCGCUGGAGGAGGCUUUGGAGCUGGUGGAGGCUUUGGCAAAAGUGGAGGUGUUAGUGGUGGAUUAGGCGGUGGUGGAGGAGGCGGAUUUGGUGGAGGAGGUGGUUUUGGUGCUGGUAGUGGGGCUGGCUUUGGCGGUGGAGCUGGAAUCGGAGCUGGCGGUGGCCACUAA
Molecule: messenger RNA, 963 nt
Organism: Prunus armeniaca (apricot)
Lineage: Eukaryota; Viridiplantae; Streptophyta; Magnoliopsida; Rosales; Rosaceae
Source: the annotation of a GenBank genome assembly